This is a messenger RNA of Coniophora puteana RWD-64-598 SS2, 2164 nucleotides long. Its product is annotated as FabD lysophospholipase-like protein. Gene Ontology annotation, cellular component: membrane. The transcript is spliced from 9 exons. NCBI's taxonomy places the organism in Eukaryota, Fungi, Basidiomycota, Agaricomycetes, Boletales, Coniophoraceae. The record is from RefSeq and is a predicted model, not a curated record. Gene Ontology annotation, biological process: arachidonate metabolic process. Bases 11 to 2005 code for a protein of 664 amino acids.
CAACUCAUUUAUGGCUGAAAAGGCGCAAAAGGGACGACGUUUACUCUCUAUAGAUGGUGGUGGCGUCCGGGGAUUGUCCGCGUUGCUUAUCAUCCGCGAUAUUAUGCGCCGCAUCCAGAUCAGGGAAGGAUUGCACUCUCUUCCUCGGCCGUGCGACUACUUCGACCUCAUCUGCGGCUCUGGCACGGGCGGGCUCAUCGCCCUCAUGCUCGGUCGUCUCUGCCUGCCCAUAGACGAUGCCAUCGCUAGCUUUAAAACGUUUGCCAAGGAAGUCUACGGUGAAGGUCGCAAGCGUUUUAGCAAGGAGAGGUUCAAAGCCACUGUGCUUGAACUCGCCUCCAGAGCUAUCGUUUCGAGGGUCCUUGACGAUGAGAAUGCCCGCCUGUUCGAUGAUUUCGCCGCCGCCAAUAACGCCUGCAAAGUAUUCGUCUGCGCCAUGUUUGCUGAUAAUCUUAACGCGAGUAGCCCCACCCUAUUGCGCACGUAUCGCGCUAGGAACAACACGUCCUCCAAUUUUACAAUCUGGCAAGCUGCACGUGCGACAAUGGCCAUGCCUGGCGACUUUAAACCUGCCACUCUCUCAGGCGAGUUCGGAUUGCAACACAGAUUCAUUGAUGGAGGGGUUGGCUCCAACAAUCCCAGCCAACUUGCGCUUCGGGAAGCAGAGUCAAUUUUCCCGGGUGAUGCUCUAGCCGUCCUAAUCAGCGUAGGGACCGGCCGCUCAGAAAUCAUCGCUGAUUCUGCACACCAAAUGGCUGCAGCCUCUGAUCCAUCCGCGCUUAUGCAAAGGGUAGCUGUUGAUUGCGAGAGAGUAUCAGACGAACUCACAGGUCGAUUUUCUCAACGCCCGGGUGCAUACUAUCGAUGCAGUGUUAUACAUGGAACGGAGGGUGUAUCUUGGGUCGAUGCGAAGGCGCUGGAUACAGUGGUGACUCAGACUUCACGCUACCUGGAGGGGCUGCGUAUCAGCGCCGAGCUCGAUUCCAUGGUGGAGUCGCUACUUGAUGUCCGUGCCCGUGCAGUGCUUGCAGGCCACAACUUAAUCUCUUCUGCUACCAUAAGGGUGCUCAAAGUUGUACCUUCCGCUACCCCUACAUUCACUGGGAGGCACGAAACCCUUUCUGAGAUGGAUGUAUACUUCGGAGCUGGCUCUAGUUUAGCUGCUACCUAUCGAAAGGUCUUCGUGCUAUAUGGUCCGGCGGGUGUGGGAAAGUCACAGUGUGCAUACAAAUUUAUUGAGGUAUCUCAGGCUCAAGACGAUCCACGUUUCUCACACGUGUUCCUUAUAGACGCAUCUUCUGAACGAUCUAUCAAGGCUGACCUUACUGAUCUCGCUAUCAAUGGAGGCGGCGUCCGCGGACUAUCUGCGCUGCUUAUCAUUCGCGAAAUCAUGUACCGUAUCCAGACCGAGAAGGAGCUGCCCUCUCUUCCGCGUCCGUGUGACUACUUCGACCUCGUCGGCGGCUCGGGCACGGGCGGACUCAUUGCGCUCAUGCUCGGCCGUCUUCGGAUGUCCGUCGACGAUGCCAUUGCUACGUUUGAAACGUUCGUCAAGGACGUCUACGAGCACGGUCGAAAGCGUUUCGGCGAGGGGAAGUUCAAGGCUACUACGCUUGAGCUCGCCGCCAAGGCUAUCGUGGCGAACGUCCUCAGCGACGCGAACGUCCGUAUGCUCGCGGAUACGACCACCAAUGACAAUGCUUGUAAUGUGUUUGUUUGCGCCAUGUUGGCUGAUAAUAUGAAUGCUGGUAUUCCCGAGGUGCUGCGUACGUACAGUGUUAAGGCCAACGCGUCCCCCGAUUAUUAUAUCUGGGAGGCCGUGCGUGCCACGAUGGCUAUGCCUGGUCAUUUUAAGCCGGCUGCCCUCACUGCUGGGCAUGUGCACCAUCACUACAUUGAUGGCGGUGUAGGGGCAAACAACCCCAGCCAGAUUGCCCUUCGGGAGGCAGAGGCUCUCUUUCCGGGUGAUGCCCUCGCAACGUUGCUGCGCUUAUGCAAAGCAUGAUUGUCGAUUGUGAAAGAGUAUCAGAGGAGCUUGCAGCUCGGUUUUUGGAAUGCCCGGGUGCAUAUCACCGGUGCAGUGUCACCCAUGGAUUGGAGGAUGUCUCCUGGGUACAUGUGAAGGGGUUGGGCACAGUGGCUGCCCACACUUCUCGUCACUUGC